Messenger RNA from Penicillium daleae, 858 nucleotides. Its product is annotated as FYVE zinc finger domain-containing protein. Gene Ontology annotation, biological process: protein targeting to vacuole; protein transport to vacuole involved in ubiquitin-dependent protein catabolic process via the multivesicular body sorting pathway. Lineage: Eukaryota; Fungi; Ascomycota; Eurotiomycetes; Eurotiales; Aspergillaceae. The transcript is spliced from 2 exons. Gene Ontology annotation, cellular component: ESCRT-0 complex. Gene Ontology annotation, molecular function: metal ion binding; ubiquitin binding; phosphatidylinositol-3-phosphate binding. The coding region runs from base 1 to 858 and encodes 285 amino acids. The record is from RefSeq and is a predicted model, not a curated record.
AUGGCAACUCACGUUAUGACGGCCACGACCACCGCCCCCGCCCCGACCGGCACGGCCGCACCCGGCAACCACCAAAUCUCCGUCUACGGCCAACCCUCACCCACCAACUCGUCCACUCCCACACCCGCGAAUAACUCUCCCACUUCCCCGCGUCUCACCACCGCCGCCCUCCAUCAGUUACCUCUUCAGUCCCGCCAGUUGCGUCCUCUCAAGGGCCCUCUCUACGUCCCGGCUGCACUGCGGCCCACCGAACGUCCUCAAAAGUCCUCGCCCAUCACCCCUCCGCGCAGUGUGCACGGUUCUCUCGACAGCCUGAACGAAGACACCGAACCCAUCAGUCGUCGCUCCACCAUGGAGAGCAAGUCCAGCGGCAUCAGCAAGGUCGCUGAGCACGAGUGGAUGAAGACCGAGCACUUGGGCGUGGUUACGGGCAUGCCAACCCGCGAUCACUGGAAGGCUGACGCUGCUUCUUCGAGCUGUGAUUCGCCCACUUGCCGCUCUUCGUUCGGCCUCUUCACCCGCCGCCAUCACUGCCGUCACUGCGGCCAUGUCUUUUGCUACAACCACACCCCUCAUCUCGUGCCUCUCGAUCAGAAUGCCCGCUUCCACCCCGAUGGAGUUCUCUCGCGGGCUUGUGAUCUCUGCUGGAGUGCCUACCAACGCUGGGAAGAGACUCGCACCGAUCGCCUGAACAAGAUUCAGAGCUCGAUCGACGCCAAGAGCGACGAGGCCACUCAGCCCGCCGAGGAUCUCGAGUCCAGUGAUACUUCGGGCCGAGCGGCUCUCAAGGCUAACCUCGGCCAGACGGCCGACGUGGCUGCCAGUGUUCCCCGUGACUGGAACUGGAGCACCUUUUAA